GCAGCCGAGCAUGGCGUGACAUACACAUUCUUCAAGGCUGUUGUGUCUGUCGCGUGGGAGCUGCCGCAGCAGACGCCUGAGCAGGAGGUUGUUGCAGCUGGAGCUGGCACUGGCACUUCUCAGUCUGAGUCUGUCGGCAAGCCGCCUGCUGAGAAGGCGCCUGAGGCUCCGAACGCCCUGCUGACGAGCAGCCAUGAGCCGGUGCGGAUGUGUCAGUGGCAGUACUAUGUGCUGAGCGACAGCCAGUUGAUGGACAAAGUGCGGAUUUGUUUGCUUCGCAACUGCCUGAAGAAGCUGAAUCCCGAGGAAGUCCCCACAAUUGUGCUGUCUGAUGCCGCCGACUUGGCCUUGCUGUCAUGGUGCCUGACCUCGGGCACAGAGUCGCGUGUGCAGAUCACCCGACUGGGGUCGACUCAUUUCCUGCCGUACCUCCAGAGGUGCGGCGUGUCGCACUCCCCUUUGAUGGACUUCAGCUGGACAAGUCUGCCGCCUGACUCUGUCAUGGCGGAAAUGGAAAGGAGCACGAUGACGGCGAGAGUCAUGGUGGAGACAACUCCGGAGAAGACCGUUGAUCAAGUCAUGGCCGACAUAGACUUGCAGCACGAGAGGCAAAGAUUGUUUGAGUGGGACUACGUUUUGGAAGCCGAAGAAAGGCUCCAGAUUGCCCAGGCUGGCAAAGAGAAGGCUCAGAAGACCAUUGAGGAGCUCAAGAAGCGCAAGCACUCCGAGAUUGAAAGUCCAAUGCCUGACAAGAGUUAG
This is a messenger RNA of Symbiodinium necroappetens, 759 nucleotides long. NCBI's taxonomy places the organism in Eukaryota, Dinophyceae, Suessiales, Symbiodiniaceae. The record is from the annotation of a GenBank genome assembly.